AUGGGUGCUCUCUUCAGCUUCCUCUCGGCGGCGUACUAUAUCCCGAAACUGUACUUCGGCUCAACACCGGCCACUCUGUCUGUGAGGGCCACGGCGAACUCCAAGCAUGUAGAGAAGGUUGCCCUAAACGAUUUCAUUCGCCUUCGCGUGCCGUCAUUGUACAGGGAAUAUAGACCGGCGUGGUGGUUGAAUAGCGGUCAUUUGCAAACGGCGUAUUGCGUGGUGGGGGACUUCACAAAGAUAGACAAAGUGGAGUACGAUAGAAAGCUUAUUCGGACGUUGGACGGAGGCACCCUUGGCCUGGAUUUUACCCCACCGGCAGAAGAGCGUACCCUGAAGGACGACACGCCGAUCGUCGUCGUCCUGCACGGCCUCACAGGAGGUUCACAUGAGUCGUAUGUUCGAUCCAUCUUGGCCCCAGUAUGCACGCCUGUAGAGCAAGGCGGCCUGGGGUACCGGGGUAUCGUCGUUAACUCUCGCGGGUGUGCCGGGGUGCCAAUCACGAGUCCGCAGCUAUAUUCGGCCCUCCAUACCGAAGAUAUUAGGGUUGCGGUUAUGUACAUAGCCAAGCAAUACCCCAGAGCACCGCUCAUAGGCGUCGGCUUCUCGCUCGGGGCCAACAUCCUUACUCGGUAUCUCGCGGAGGAGGGCAGUAACAGCCGGCUCGUGGCUGGCUGCGCACUAGGCUGCCCGUGGGACCUUGUCGCGUCCAGUGACCGCCUGGAGAGCCGUCCGUUCCACCGGCUCGUUUAUUCCCGUGGGAUGGCCCAGAACCUCCAGAAGCUCGUCGCGCGGCACAGGGAUACACUGGCCAAGUUUCCAGACUCGGCGCUUUGGAAGACAGUCGAGGCAAAACUGCCAAGGAAAGACAUGUCAUUGAUGGAGUUUGACGACGCCAUCACGCGGCUUGCGGGCGGGUCGUCGCCCCCUUUCCCCUUCGCCUCGGCCCGCGACUAUUACACCGCCGCGUCGAGCCACAAGGUUCUGGACGACAUUCGGGUCCCUUUUCUGGCCGUGAGCGCGGCUGAUGACCCGGUUGCCAGUCAUAUACCAAUUGGGGAGACCGACAAUCCGUGGGUCGUGCUUGCGGUCACGAACGGAGGCGGACAUUUGGGCUGGUUCGAGGCAGGCAAGGCGUUCGGAGCGCUCGAGAGAUGGAUCCGAAAGCCCGUGGUUGAGUGGCUACGCGCGAUCGGCGAGGACCUGGUUGUGGAACAGGAGCGCGGGAAACCGCUACACGAGGUCGGCGGCUUCUUGAAAGAAGUCGGCAGAGAUGACAUCGGAUGCAAGACAGUCGAGGGCGGAGGUCAUGUCGUCGGCGUGGAGGGUGAGGAGGGUCUUCUUGCCGGACUCUAG
Dichomitus squalens LYAD-421 SS1 is the source of this 1356-nucleotide messenger RNA. Its product is annotated as AB-hydrolase YheT. Gene Ontology annotation, biological process: medium-chain fatty acid catabolic process; medium-chain fatty acid biosynthetic process. The record is from RefSeq and is a predicted model, not a curated record. Gene Ontology annotation, molecular function: monoacylglycerol lipase activity; acetylesterase activity. The coding region runs from base 1 to 1356 and encodes 451 amino acids. Lineage: Eukaryota; Fungi; Basidiomycota; Agaricomycetes; Polyporales; Polyporaceae. The transcript is spliced from 8 exons.